Molecule: messenger RNA, 1253 nt
Organism: Arvicola amphibius (Eurasian water vole)
Lineage: Eukaryota; Metazoa; Chordata; Mammalia; Rodentia; Cricetidae
Gene: Fgf13
Product: fibroblast growth factor 13
Exons: 7
Coding region: 235-1002 (255 amino acids)
Biological process (GO): cell differentiation; animal organ morphogenesis; positive regulation of gene expression
Cellular component (GO): cytoplasm
Molecular function (GO): growth factor activity; fibroblast growth factor receptor binding
Source: RefSeq, a predicted model, not a curated record
GUUCUUUGCCGGGAGAGCGGCUGAGAGGGAGCAGGCGAGCUCCAAGGGGGUGUGGGUGUAGAGAGAGAGAGAACAGGCGGCAGCAGCGACAGCAGUGGGGAAGAGCGGAUUCCGCCCGGAGCCACACUGAGAGCUCGCGGUCGCGACUUGCCGCCCUAAGCGCUCUCCCAAGUCCAGCCCGCUCGGCGAGGACUUCCUUCUCCUGGACGAACCUUGUCAAGCAAGCUGGGAUCUAUGAGUGGAAAGGUGACCAAGCCCAAAGAGGAGAAAGAUGCUUCUAAGGUUCUGGAUGACGCCCCCCCUGGCACACAGGAAUACAUAAUGUUACGGCAAGAUUCCAUCCAAUCCGCGGAAUUAAAGAAAAAAGAGUCCCCCUUUCGUGCUAAGUGUCACGAAAUCUUCUGCUGCCCGCUGAAGCAAGUGCACCACAAAGAAAACACAGAACCCGAAGAACCUCAGCUUAAGGGUAUCGUUACCAAACUCUACAGCCGACAGGGCUACCACUUGCAGCUGCAGGCAGAUGGAACCAUCGAUGGCACCAAAGACGAGGACAGCACUUACACUCUGUUCAACCUCAUCCCUGUGGGUCUUCGGGUGGUGGCUAUUCAAGGAGUUCAAACCAAGCUGUACUUGGCAAUGAACAGCGAGGGAUACCUGUACACCUCGGAACAUUUCACACCUGAAUGCAAAUUCAAAGAAUCAGUGUUUGAAAAUUAUUAUGUGACAUACUCGUCGAUGAUCUACCGUCAGCAGCAGUCAGGCCGCGGGUGGUAUCUGGGCCUGAACAAAGAAGGAGAGAUCAUGAAAGGCAACCACGUGAAGAAGAACAAGCCCGCAGCACAUUUUCUGCCCAAACCACUGAAAGUGGCCAUGUAUAAGGAGCCGUCUCUGCAUGAUCUCACGGAGUUCUCCCGAUCUGGAAGUGGGACCCCGACCAAGAGCAGAAGCGUCUCCGGUGUGCUGAAUGGAGGCAAAUCCAUGAGCCACAAUGAAUCAACGUAACCAGUGAGGGCAAAACGAGGGCUCCAUAACAGAACCUUAUGUCCAGGUGCUGUUGAAUUCUUCUAGCAGUCCUUCAUCCAAAAGUUCAAACUUCUCAUUGAGAUUUAACAUGCACACAGGCAGAGUUCCCUAUUCUAUCUGCCAUUAGACCUUGUUAUCAUCCAUACUAAAGCCCCAUAAUUUAGAGUCAGCUUGUGCAAAAGAAUGCCAAGCAUUAUCAAUGAACUAAAUCUGGAAUAAGGACUGCCAAA